AAUAUCUAAAUGUCUAUUCCAUAACUUCAAAAAUUUGAAUAUCAGCGAUAUUUUUUAUUAAUAUACAGAACAGAUUUAUUUAAGUCUAGAAGCAAAUCAAAUUUAUGCAAAUCAGCUAUGGGAGACGCAGAUAGUGAAAUUAUCGUUCCAGUAAAUGAGAUCGAAUCUUGGAUGGAUGAAGCGUUGGGAGUAGUAGAUGAAGGAUUAGAUCAUCUUUUUCUGUACAUGAUGAAUGUUAACGAUCGCACAAAACAGAUUUUGAUGAAACUUGAAAGCUUGGAGUAUUUUCGGAAUCUGUUCCUGGCCAUGAAUCUAUUGAUCGUUCCAGUGGUGAUAGCAAUUCUAUUAUGUUUUAGCACCAGAAAUACCGUUGACAGAUCUGGUCUUGAAGUCGGGUAUCAACUAGUGGUAACAUUUUUGAUGUUCAUCUCAGGCAGUCUAGGUGUUCCUCUUUACAUUUAUUCAUUAUGGGAAUUGCAUAAUGCUAACAAAAAGUUGAGAAGCGAAUUAGUGGCCAUAAGGCAAGGUGUGCCGAGAACAGAUUCUGGGAGAUUGGACAGUACAUCAUUGUCAGAAGACAGUUUUUUGACCUUCAUAUCCAAUGAGACAUCCUUAGAGAGGUAUAAUGAUUUUGCCCGAAUGCUGAACGAUCGGAUGCCAGAAACUAUGAGGGCUGAUAUCGGAAGAAGAAGAGGUGUGGUUACAGUCAAUGGUCCAAGUGAAGAAAGUCGAUUGAUUGCUUUGCAAACGGAGAAUUCUUCAAAUAUACCUUCAGAAGAAAUGAUUACGGAAAACAGUUCAGCUAGCGAUAUUACAUUCCAAGAAACUAAUGAAAAUGAAAGCGAUAUGGAUAAACAAACAGUCAAAGAUGAGUCUAAUAAGGCCGGCAGCUCAAAUUGUUUGGAACAGGAUACAAAAGAGCAUGAAAUCACGAUGUUAUAUCCGAUUGAAACAUGGAAUCCAGUCUUAAGCACUACAUCCACAUGUAUCUAAACGUAAUCAUGGAUUCUGCAGUAUUCCUUUAACAACCAGCACGGGAACAUUUUGGAAUCAUAAUUUCUGUU
Parasteatoda tepidariorum (common house spider) is the source of this 1064-nucleotide messenger RNA. The record is from RefSeq and is a predicted model, not a curated record. Lineage: Eukaryota; Metazoa; Arthropoda; Arachnida; Araneae; Theridiidae.